AUGCCUGAAGGUCGCCAGUCCCCCGAGCCCGAGAGGCAGUCUGGCAAGCAGCAGCAGUCGCCCCCCGGCUCCGGCCAGGGCACCGACAAGGCGGACAACAAGGAGCAAGUCAACGCCGACCAGCUGAAGAACCUGUCUUCGAACCCCAAGGGUGCGCUUGAUGAUGCGCUGAAGGACAAGUUCAGCAAGACGGAGAAAUGA
This is a messenger RNA of Verticillium nonalfalfae, 201 nucleotides long. RefSeq lists its product as uncharacterized. Lineage: Eukaryota; Fungi; Ascomycota; Sordariomycetes; Glomerellales; Plectosphaerellaceae. The coding region runs from base 1 to 201 and encodes 66 amino acids. The transcript has 2 exons. The record is from RefSeq and is a predicted model, not a curated record.